UAGCAAGGGGAAGCAUACAAAAAACGCUGACUUCCUGUAUUUUCUUAAAACGAAUGAAUACAUAACGCAGAACAUAAGCGAGUGGGAUAUAAUAUCUGAAAUCGUUAUUGCUGUUGUUGCCACUGCUGUAAAUGCGGAUUGUUUACAGCAGACCUCGCAUCCUUUCCUCCCUCCCCUUUUCCUCUUUUCCGGAGCGCCGGAGCGCUGGUGGAGAGGCAGCGGCCACAGCUGCUCCCGCUGACCGAAGAUAGCGCCUGCAGACCCGGCCACGGCCGUCACAUCACCCCGGGCCCCUGGAGGGUGCGAUCCACAGCAAAAGCAGGAAGCAAGCUUUUGAUGCCACAUCAUUGUGCAGCAGCACCAUCCUCUCGUGAAAAAAGCGAACAGGCUCGUCUGGAUUUGAUUAUUCGUCACCUCUAGGUCUUUUCAGGAGUUUGGAUGUGCUGUUUCACAUGAUAUGGCUGUUCUUAAACUAGUCGACCAGCCACCCCUCGUCCAAGCCAUCUUUAAUGGAGACCCCGAUGAGAUUCGUAUGCUCAUAUGUAAAUCUGAAGACAUCAAUGCACUGGACCCUGAUAAGCGUGCUCCCCUUCAUGCAGCAGCCUUCCUCGGAGAUGCUGAGAUCACAGAUCUCCUCAUUGUGUCAGGGGCUCGGGUCAAUGCCAAAGACAACAUGUGGUUGACUCCACUCCACAGGGCAGUGGCAUCACGUAGCGAGGAGGCCGUUCGCGUGUUGAUCCGUCAUUCUGCCGAUGUUAAUGCACGGGACAAGAACUGGCAGACUCCGCUGCAUGUCGCAUCCGCCAACAAGGCCCUGCGCUGUGCUGAAGUCAUCAUCCCGCUCCUGAGCAGCGUCAAUGUUUCAGAUCGCGGGGGACGCACCGCCCUACACCACGCUGCCCUCAAUGGACACACGGAGAUGGUUAGCCUUCUCCUGGCCAAGGGUGCCAACAUCAACGCCUUUGAUAAGAAAGACUGCCGUGCACUGCACUGGGCAGCAUAUAUGGGUCACUUAGAUGUAGUGUGUUUAUUGGUGAGUCAAGGGGCCGAGAUCAGCUGCAAGGACAAGAGGGGAUACACACCUCUACAUGCUGCUGCUUCCAACGGUCAGAUCGCUGUGGUGAAACAUCUGCUUAGCCUGGCUGUAGAGAUAGAUGAAGCCAAUGCCUUUGGGAACACAGCUCUGCAUGUGGCGUGUUUUAAUGGGCAGGACGCAGUGGUCAGCGAGCUGAUCGACUAUGGUGCGAAUGUUUGUCAGCCAAAUAACAAGGGCUUCACACCUCUCCACUUUGCUGCUGCAUCCACCCAUGGUGCCCUGUGUCUGGAGUUCCUGGUCAACAGUGGAGCUGAUGUCAACGUCCAGAGUCGAGAUGGGAAAAGCCCUCUUCAUCUGACGGCAGUGCACGGACGAUUCACACGCUCCCAGACGCUCAUCCAAAACGGUGGAGAGAUUGACUGUGUUGAUAAGGAUGGAAACACUCCGCUGCACGUUGCUGCUCGAUACGGCCAUGAACUUUUAAUAAACACUCUAAUCACGAGUGGAGCUGACUGCACCAGAAGAGGGGUUCACGGCAUGUUCCCCUUGCAUCUGGCCGCUCUGAAUGCUCAUGCCGACUGCUGCCGGAAACUCCUCUCCUCAGGACGGAGGUAUAGCAUAAUGUGCCCUCUCAAUAAUGACUCGGUCCUAUCUGCAGGCUAUCAAAUCGAUACACCAGACAACCUUGGGAGGACAUGUCUACAUGCCGCGGCUGCGGGCGGUAAUGUGGAAUGUGUGAAGCUACUACUUAGCAGUGGAGCUGAUCAUAACCACAGGGACAAACAUGGAAGGACCCCUCUCCACUAUGCGGCAGCUAGUCGACACUUUCAGUGCUUGGAGACUCUGGUGUCCUGUGGUACCUGCAUUAAUGCCACUGACCAUUGGGGGCGCUCUGCUGUGCACUACGCUGCUGCUUCUGAUCUGGACAGGAGGCGGCGUGUGGUCCUGGAACCAGAGAGUGACGGUGUUCAAGCUGAGAGGGAGAAGGAGGCAGCUCUGUGUCUUGAGUUCCUGUUGCAGCACGGUGCCGCCCCGUCACUUAAAGAUAAGCAAGGCUACAGUGCCGUUCACUACGCUGCAGCGUACGGCCACAGACACUGUCUGAAACUGCUUUUGGACAGAGAUGAGAACCAUCCAGAUGAGAUGGAGAACAGCCAAACCAGAAGUCCACUGCAUCUGGCUGCAUACCAUGGUCACGCACAGGCUCUAGAUGUGCUCUUGGAGGGUCACUGCGAGGUGGAUCAGGGGGAUGAGGUGGGUCGGACUCCAUUGGCCCUUGCUGCCCUCAGGGGCCACAACGACUGCGCUCUCACACUUCUGAACCACGGGGCCUCGCCGAGAAGCAGAGAUACUACACGAGAACGUACACCCAUCCACCUUGCAGUAAUGAAUGGUCAUACAUCAUGUGUGCGUCUCCUGCUGGAAGACUCUGAUAAUGCAGAUCUGGUUGACACAGCGGACUCUCAGGGACAGACCCCUCUAAUGCUGGCAGUAAUGGGGGGUCAUGUGGACGCUGUGUCUCUUCUGUUGGAGCGUGAGGCCACUGUAGACAUGGCUGAUCAUCAGGGUCUGACUGCUCUACACCUGGGGCUCUUGUGUGGACAGGAGGAAUGUGUUCAGUCCCUGUUGGAGCUGGAGGCAUCAGUGGUACUGGGGGACUCCAGGGGUCGGACAGCCAUCCACAUGGCUGCAGCGAGAGGUCACGCAUCCUGGUUGAGCGAAUUGCUCAAUAUCGCAUGUUCUGAACCCCCAAUCCCCCCAUUGCGAGACAACCAGGGAUACACACCCUUGCACUGGGCCUGUUACUAUGGUCACGAAGGCUGUGUGGAGGUCAUACUCGAACAAAAAGACUUUCGUCAGUUUGAUGGGAACCCCUUCACUCCGCUGCAUUGUGCUGUGGUCAAUGACCAUGAGACUUGUGCCACCCUUUUAUUAGAAGCCAUGGGAUCAAAGAUUGUAACUUGCAAAGACUCCAAGGGCAGGACACCUCUCCAUGCUGCUGCAUUUGCUGGGCACAUUGACUGUGUUCAGCUGCUCCUGGCCCACAAUGCAUCUGUGGAUGAUGUUGACCAAUCAGGGCACAGUGCACUGAUUAUGGCAGCAGAGAAAGGAAGAGUUGAGGUUGUAGAAGCUCUGCUUACUGGUGCCAAUGUGAAUCUCAGUCUGACUGACCAGAAGGGCAAUACAGCACUUCAUCUAGCCUGCAGUAAUGGAAUGGAGGAAUGUGCAUUGCUCAUUCUUGGAAAAAUUCCAGAAUCUGCUCUCGUUGCUACAAACGCUGCACUGCAAACACCUCUCCAUUUGGCUGCUCGCAGCGGGAUGAAGCAGACAGUGCAAGAGCUGCUCUCUCGUGGGGCCAGCGUUCAAGUACUAGAUGAGAAUGGUCUCACCCCUGCUCUGGCUUGCGCUCCCAGCAGGGAAGUGGCUGACUGCCUGGCUCUCAUUCUGGCUACCAUGAUGCCUUUCUGCUCCCCUUGCAGCUCUGGAACUCCUUCCCCAGGUGCCCUGCUGAAAUGUCUGCCCCGCCAGGCCAAGAGUCCCCAAGGCCCCCGCAGUCCAAGGGACCCCUCCGGUCCCUCCAGCGAGGGCACGACCACUGAAAACGACUCGGACUCAGAGACAUUUUGACCCCGGCUCCUUCUAGAGGCGCCCGUCAUAGUUUUCAAAGCACAUAUUGUCAUGAACCUUACAGAAUUUGUACAGAUGUUUGAUUAUGGAGCGCAGCCUCAAUAACAAGAGAUUAUGAAACAUGACAUAGCACACUUGGUACGCUUUUGUUUUGCCACACUUGUUUGCACAGGAGAUUUUUUUCGAAAGCCAUUUUAAUCACUUUAACACAGGAUGAUUGAGAACGCCAAAUGUUGACCGACUUCUCACGCUUGAAGUACGAUAAUUUAUAGUGUGGCGUGUUCUGUCUUAAUCUGUGGACUUUUGAAAGCACAAACCCUGCACAAGGUGAGGUCAGUCAUUUCACUCCUGUUGUCACUGUGGGACCAAUCAGGAACCAAGAAAUCACAUUUUGGGAACAACAGGGGAAUUGCCAUCACUGCAUCAAAGUCACUUAGUAUUUAUUUGUAAGAGCAAAGGCUGGAAUACACGACAUGACUUUGGCACAGAUUUUUGCUGAUUUAAGUCUGGACAAUUUGUCAAAAGUCAGAGCCAGUCUGAAGAUUUGACUUCACAGAUAAUCACAUUGUAUAUGAUGGGCACAGACAACUGACUUUAUUGAGACACAGACAAACAGACAUGCUAAUAAACAAUAUAUCACUACUGUUUUACUAUAGUUGAUGCGCUGAGCAGCCAUAUUGGAUUCUGAAGUCAGGGUUUUGUUGCGGUUUCCCCGAGUUUCCCAUUUCCAACUCUGACCUGAGGGGGCGUUCCAGUUAAAAGUUCCACUUAAAUGGAAUGCACCAUAAGAUUCCAUCCAGUCUGACAAUAUCAAACAUGUUUGAUAUUUUGAACCGAUUUUACAGCACAUUGUUUUCAUUUGUCAUGCAUCUACCAAC
Rhinichthys klamathensis goyatoka is the source of this 4542-nucleotide messenger RNA. It is a transcript of the gene ankrd44, whose product is annotated as ankyrin repeat domain 44. The record is from RefSeq and is a predicted model, not a curated record. Lineage: Eukaryota; Metazoa; Chordata; Actinopteri; Cypriniformes; Leuciscidae. Gene Ontology annotation, molecular function: protein binding. Gene Ontology annotation, cellular component: cytoplasm. Bases 458 to 3664 code for a protein of 1068 amino acids. The transcript has 28 exons.